Staurois parvus is the source of this 560-nucleotide messenger RNA. The record is from the annotation of a GenBank genome assembly. NCBI's taxonomy places the organism in Eukaryota, Metazoa, Chordata, Amphibia, Anura, Ranidae.
CUAGAGUCCAGUGGUGGCAUGCUUUACACCACGGCAUCCAACGCUUUGCAUUGCACUUGGUGAUGUAAGGCUUGGAUGCAGCUGCUCAGCCAUGGAAACCCAUUCCAUGAAGCUCUCUACGCACUGUUGUUGGGCUCAUCUGAAGGCCACACCAAGUUUGGAGGGCUGCAGCUAUUGACUCUGCAGACAGUUGGCGACUUCUGCGCACUGUGCGCUUCAGCAUGUGCUGACUCCGCUCUGUCAUGUGACGUGGCCUACUACUUGGUGGCUGAGUGGCUGUUGUUCCCAGUUGCUUCCACUUUGUUAUAAUCCCACUAACAGUUGAGCGUGGAAUAUUUAGUAGCCAGGAAAUGUCACAGAUGGACUUAUUGCACAGGAGGCCACCUAUCACGGGACCACGCUUGGAGUCACUGAGCUCCUGAGAGCGACCCAUUCUUUCACCAAUGUUUGUAGAAGCAGGGCUUGAUUGUAUACACCUGUGUCCAUGGAGGGGAUUGGAACACCUGAAUCACAUGAUUUGGAGGGUGGCCCAAUACUUUUGGCAGUAUGGUGUAUCUCUG